CUACAGUUCCUAGCUAAAAUGGCUUCCAGAGUGGUUCUACUUGUCUGUGCCCUGGUUCAGCUCUCAACGGCUGCGGUCGAAGUACCUGGCAGAUUGGUGAAAAGUUCGUCGGCCGUAUCGUUUUCGUCAUUUGCCGCAGCAACGGAACCAACCUGCGAUGGAUUCAGCGUUUAUACCGUAUGCAGCGAUUGCAACAACGUACUGGUUUGCCUGGGAUCGACUAACAGCAAGAAGAACUGCACAGCGACGAGCCCAACUACACCCUACUGCGUGAAUGGUGCAUGUUCUGCAUCGUACGAUAGUGCUGGAGAAUGUACGCCUUCUGGAGUAACCUGUACUGGAGUUGGAUUCUUCCCGGAUCCCAAAGUUUGCCAGAACUACCACUACUGCGAAGCCGUUGGUGAGGAAUCUUCCGUAUACGAAUGUCCACCAAAUUACGUGUACAACGCGGAAACCACUCUCUGCAAGCAGAAGGUCUACGCUACGGACUGCGUAACGGUAAAGUGUGACGAGAGCAAGGUGUUCGUCGCCUAUGGCACCAGUAAGAAGUACUACGCCUUCUGUCAGUUCGCGAAUAGCGUGGCAACGAGCAUUCAAGUGCUGAUGUGUCCCGAUGGCUACAGCUUUGAUGGAAGCAACUGCGUGUUCAAGUGUCCGGGAGCGGGUAACUAUGGACACAUGGAUCCGAAAAAGUAUUUCCAGUGCUAUUACUCCGGAUCACAGCUGAUCUACACGAUCCAGAGUUGUCCCAGUGGAAAGAACUACGACAAGGAUUUACGAGUCUGUACCACUCCGAAGACGACGACCACUUUAAAGCCGACGACCACUGCACAGCCCAACGUGUAAUACAGUAAUAGUGCAUGAAUUCUUUAAGUAAAAUAAAAUUUUUGUAUUGACAUUUACUUUUAU
Messenger RNA from Aedes albopictus (Asian tiger mosquito), 909 nucleotides. RefSeq lists its product as uncharacterized. The coding region runs from base 19 to 846 and encodes 275 amino acids. Gene Ontology annotation, cellular component: extracellular region. Gene Ontology annotation, molecular function: chitin binding. The record is from RefSeq and is a predicted model, not a curated record. The transcript has a single exon. NCBI's taxonomy places the organism in Eukaryota, Metazoa, Arthropoda, Insecta, Diptera, Culicidae.